Molecule: messenger RNA, 4422 nt
Organism: Anopheles merus
Lineage: Eukaryota; Metazoa; Arthropoda; Insecta; Diptera; Culicidae
Product: aminopeptidase N-like
Exons: 7
Coding region: 768-4187 (1139 amino acids)
Biological process (GO): proteolysis; peptide catabolic process
Cellular component (GO): cytoplasm
Molecular function (GO): metalloaminopeptidase activity; peptide binding; zinc ion binding
Source: RefSeq, a predicted model, not a curated record
GCGCGUUUAGGGUCCUCUACCCGCCGCACAAGUGUAAUGAUAUUUGCAUUGUGAUAAGCCAACAACCGCCGCCAUCAGCAUAUGCAGGCAGCGGGUGGCGUUUUAUAAUGCCCAAACCACUCCGCUGCUUCCGCUCCUCCGCCCUUGCCAUCGAGAAAAGAACAAUAUACUUCAAUGUAUACGAGACACACCCGGGGCUCCAGCUGAACAGGUCCGGGCUGAGCUGAGCUGUAUGAGCGAAGCAUGCGACAAGAGACACCGGCGCAGGUACGCGCGCAGCAAUCACCGAAAACUGCGCAACACAGCAGAGCGCACCACCAACGCCGCCCUCGCGUUCUCUCCUCCCCUCCCUUGUCCCGUCCGCAAAACGAAACGAAAUGAAGCGAAACGAAGCGUGGCAAGCGGAUUGUCAUCUAUCUAGAAUGGGAGAGAUCUCCGACGCUGUGCUGUCGGUGUAAGGCGUAUUGCCUGCUGCUGCUGCUGCUGCUGCUGCUGCCGAUGGCUCGCGUGUGUGCGCGUUUGGGAUUUGGAGUUAGUAACGCGUUGGAACGUCGCCGACUGCGCACUUGCGUCGGGCACACAACGGCCGGGGUGAUUCCACAUGGUGAGUGAGUGAGCAACCCCAGACACUGAGAAGCUCUCUAUCGACGGAUUCCGGUUGUUUGUCGCGUCUUUUUGUUUUGUUUUCGCCGUGUUUCGCGCUUGCGUUUGAGCUGAGCCCCUCUCCCAGCAAAGCGAGGCGAAGACGGUAGAGUCGCGCGCACACCAUGAACCUGAACGAGUGGGAUCGCAAGAAGAUCUUCCGCCACGGCGCCACCGCCACCCAUCAAACCCCCAGCGCCCAGCAGCACCUGUACAGCCCGUACGGUCAACCGCAGCAGCAGCAGCACCACCAUCAACCACACCAUCAUUUGCCGCACCAUGGUUCCCAUCAUCCGCAUCAGGGGGACGCGUCCGAGUACGCGUUCACCGCCUCUGGCUCACCGAUCGAGGACGGGGACAUCGAGUACGAGCGGAAGGGCGGCUGCUUCGUGUCGAUCUGCCGCGGCAUCAGCAUCGCGGUGCUGAUCUUCGUCUUCAUCUUUUUCAUGGCGUUUACCAUCUUCUUCAGCACAAAGUAUGCGUACGAGCACAAACCCAACCUAACGCUCGAAGACUUCCUCAACCAUCGGGCCUACCUGAUCGACAAGCGGGCCCGCAUACCGAAGCACGUGAUACCCAAACACUACCGGCUGUUCAUCCAUCCCGUCUUUAACGAAACGGACCACCCGUUCAGCUACACCGGCAUCGUCUGGGUGACGGUAACGUCCAAAAAGCCCAACAACAAGCGCAUCGAGCUGAACGUGAAAAACCUCAAGAUCCGGCUGGAGAACGUGACCGUGCUGAAGAGCAUCCGGCUGACCAACAACGACUUUGACGAAGAUCUCGACUGGGACCUGAGCGAGGAGGACCUGUACUCGCUGCCCCGGCUGAACCGCCGGCGGCGACGGCGUCGCCAGGCAGAACUGCCCGUGACCCAGCUACCGCAGGACGCUGCCGGCGCGGACGAGACCGAAAGGGAAGGAGAGGAAAAGGAGGAUGUGUCGGGGGAGGUAGCGGGUAGCGAAACGAGAGUGGCCGAACCGGGGACGGUGGAUCCCGGGCCGAACAGUAGCGGCAGCGUGGAGAAUGCGACCAUCAUCGACAAGUCCAAGUUCUACCAUCAUCCCGUGUUUCCGGCCGACGAUUUCGUCACGAUCAAAAUACUGGACAUCGAGUUCGACGAGUCAAACGAGAAGAUGAUCAUCUUUCUCGGCACGGAGAUGAAGAAGGACAUCUACUACAUCGUGAAGGUGAACUUUUUCGGCAACAUGACGAACGACAAGGGGCUGUACUACACGCACUACGAGGAUGAUGGUCCCGAUCACAGACACUUUGCCGCGACCGUGCUGGAGCCGAACAAUGCGCGCCGGCUGUACCCGUGCAUGGACGACCACAACUUCCGCUCGCCGUUCGAGCUGAACAUUGCGCGCAAGAGCGACAUGAACACCGCGUCCAGCAUGAACCUGGAGAUGUCCGAGCCAAUGGAGACGGGCGACAUCGUGGUGGACACGUACAACACCACCGACAUGGUGCGGGCGUCCGAGAUCGGGUUCGUCGUGACGGACAUGGUGCCGGAGCGGUACCGCAUCACGGCGCGGGUCAGCCUGCUCGCCUUCACCCGGACGCGGUACGACGAGAACAUCAAGAACGCGACGAGCGUGUUUUCGCGCGCCCUGCAGAUCUACGAGCAGUAUCUGGGCGUGCCGUUCCCGUACGAGGUGAUCCGGUACGUGACGAUACCGAACAUCGACCACCAGACGUACGAGAUCAAGGAGGGCAUGGUGCUGUCGAGCGAGAAGCGGCUGAUCAAGACGGCCGACUACUUUCCGCCGCUGGACAAGAGCAUCAGCCGGGAGGUGGCGAACGAGCUGGCGAAGCUGUUCAUCCACAAGCUGGCCGACUACAAGAACAAGGAAACGUACUGGCUGCACGAAUCGCUGCCACUGUACCUGGAGGCGCUGGCGUUGCGCAACAUGACGACCGCUAACUCGACCACGCUGGACGACUUCCUGCUCGAGGGCCGGCUGCGCUCGAUGCGCGAGGAGAUGAACACCAAAACGUCCGCGCUCAACAUCUUCACCAACCACUGGGAGGAGGACACGCACUUCGAGCUGGUCAAGUACAAGGGGCUGAGCGUGCUGCGCAUGAUGAACUAUACGCUCGGGCAGCGCACGUUCGAUCGGUUCGUGCGCGAGUACUUCCGCUACCGGAUGGAGAGCGAAUCGAUCGACGUGAUCGACAUACUGAACGGCGGCAACGGGGAGGGCGCUAGCCGCACGGACGGCGUGUUUCACAGCUUCCUGUACAGCUGGAGCAGCCUGGAGAAGUACCCGAUCAUCAACAUCCGGCGGAACAAUGCGACCGGGUACUACGAGCUGCGCCAGAUACCGCUGCCGUUCGAGGAGGAGCCGGCGGAGCAGCUCUGGACCGUGCCGGUCACCUUCAUCAACGACACGAACCAGCGGCUGUUCGUGGAGAAGGUGCGCUGGCUGACGGACGAGGAAAACCUGCUCACGGUCCAGUCGGACUGCAGCACGUCCAACGGCAGCGCGUCCUGGAUCAUCGUCAACCCGAGCGGCAUCGGUUAUUAUCGCGUUAAUUAUGAGCCGGCCCACUGGAUCAAGCUGGCGCACGUGCUGUACGGAAACUUCCACUAUCUGCCGUACACGACGCUCGCCAUCAUCGUGGACGACGCGCUCAAUCUGGCCCGGCUGGGGCUGCUGAACUACUCGGUCGCGUUCAACGUGGUGUCGUUUCUGAAGCACAACAACGAGCACUACCAGCCGUGGAAGCUGGCGCUCAGCAAUCUCGAGUUCGUGUACCACGCGACGGAGGAUCUGCCCAGCUUCCGGCACGUGGAGCGCUUCCUGGAGUAUCUCAUACUGAGCAAGUACGAGGAGAUCCAGCGGGGCAACGAGACGGCCCACUACAACCCGCUGAUCAAGGAGCUGAUCGUGCAGUGGGCCUGCAAGCUCGGCGUCACCUCCUGCAUCGAGCAGCACAAGGCACUGUUUCAGGCGAUCCUGCGCAACCAAACGGUGUCGCCGUUCGAGCAGCGGGAGGAGCGGCUGCACCGCAUCCUCUGCACCACGAUCAAGUACAGCGGGCUGGCGGAGUGGAAGCGGGUCGAGCAGCAGUACCGCGAGACGACCGACAUCAACUACCAGCGCAUCCUGAUCAAGAGUCUCGGCUGCACGCGCGAAAUCAGCAUGAUCAAGCGGUACCUCGGGCUGCUGAAGCAUCCGCACUUUCGCAUGUACAGCAAGGAGAUACUGACCGCGAUCAGCGAGAACAAGGUGGCGCUAAAGUACACGCUCGACUUCCUGUUCAACGAGUGGCUCGAUGUGCGCCUGUACCUCACGCUGCAGGACAUUUCGAUACUGCUGCGCAGCAUCUCCAACAUGAACGAGUUUAAGAUGUACGAGCAGAUCUUCUUCCGCUACUCGUACACGUUCCAGACGAUGGACAAGGAGAUACUGAAGCGCAUGCGGGACAUCAUCAUCAAGCUGAUGGUGUGGCGGCAGGAGAUCGCGCCCGUCAUCGAGUUCCGCCCGUUCGACUUUGAGCGGGACGGGGGCGAGUACCGGGACGCGAUGUACCUGUGACCUGUUGGCGUGUGGUUGGUUGAUUGUUUUUUUUUUUUUUGUUCAGCCCAGCAGCUUCCUCAGUUCGUUAUGUAGCUUUAGCCGCGUUUCUGAUCGUUACUUGUUUAGGGUCGAAUUUUAGUGCAACCGGCACAGUUAGGAAUAGGAUUUAUGUGUGUUUGUUUGGUCAAUAAAAAGAGGCAGUAGAUUGAACAAACGGAUGCGUGGCCCCUCUGCUCACCCUUACAAAAACUUA